Didymodactylos carnosus is the source of this 509-nucleotide messenger RNA. The record is from the annotation of a GenBank genome assembly. NCBI's taxonomy places the organism in Eukaryota, Metazoa, Rotifera, Eurotatoria, Philodinida, Philodinidae.
GACAUAAUGAUGUAAGACGUAAAGCGACAGAAAAUUAUUUAGGAACAGCAAAUAAGAAAAGAAAAGCAUACGAUGAACAUUUAUAUAAAUUAGCAGAACAAUAUAAAAAAGGAGAUUGUCUUGGUGUGAGAAUUCAUGAGGUUGAUCGAACAAAUACAGAUCCAAAAAUAUUACCUUGUAUAGUUGUGGCAAAAGAAAAAAAAGACAACGACUUUAUUUUUCAUUUAUGUUGUCAAUAUGGUUUGUUACAAAACAAAUUUUCAAUCGAAAGUCUUAUUGAUCUGAGAUCAGCUUGCCCUGACGAAUUGAAAUCACUCAAUGUAUUUGAACUUGAUAAAGAAAUUUCUUUAAUAGAAGCAUCUAAGCUCUUUGUUCGUGGUUCAGUCAGUGGUGCCACUUGCGAUUGUAAAUCGCAAUGUGCAACCAGACAUUGUCCUUGCCGAAAAGCAAAUGUUGCUUGUUCUACGAAAUGCCAUUCAAAACGAGGUAAAUGUCAAAAUACAAAAUGA